Messenger RNA from Amoebophrya sp. A120, 3962 nucleotides. Lineage: Eukaryota; Dinophyceae; Syndiniales; Amoebophryaceae. The record is from the annotation of a GenBank genome assembly.
UUGCGGGCUUAAUGGGCGUUGCGCUGCCUUGUUCGCGUACUAGUCGCAGUGUUGAAAUGAUAGACGAGUAUACGGCAUCGGACACGGAGUGAGUUUGUCGUUUCGUCGCCUAGGAUGCUCGCAAAGUCGUAAAGAAGUUUGAUAUUUCGAAAGGCACAAGUAAGUCGAACACUUGAACUUGUUCCGUUCGUGUCGUCGUGGGCCUGUGAUCGGCUUCUUGAUUCGUGGAAAAAUCGAAGGUGGUUCCUGUGCGUCAAAUCGUUGUAUUUAAUCGAAGUCGUCUCGUACACAUUGGGCGCAUCAUUUUUGGUCGGCGCUGCAUCACUUGUAACUAGUGGUAGUACUAAAAUUAGCGGUAGGAAUGCCGGUACCAGUAUGCAUCUUGAAGUUGUGUCGUUAGGACGCGUUAAUAGACUUGAUCAGCGAAUGUUUGCUGAGAAACCUGCGAUCAAGCUUUUAACCGUCGGUAUAAACCUUCUGGUCCGAGAACAGUAAUACUGGUGAAACAGAACCGUCGUUGCUCCAUGGGCGUAGUUGUUGAAAAAAUUUAAUCGUAAACCGUAGGAAAUAUAACUUCGAGAUGAGUUGCAGUUUCUGGUGGCUCAGGUUGACGUGGGUCUUCAUAGCGACGUCUUCUCGAGCUUUGAGAACCGGAGAGCGCCGCCUUCGUGCCCAGCGGGAUGAGGAUCUGCUCGUAUUCGAUGGAGAUUUGUUCCAGACAACCUAUGGAGCCGAGGCCCGUUUGUCCCGGACCUUGUCAUGUAUACUUUGUAAGCGCUAUGCACCAUUAUAGUGAAGGGGCCCUGACAGAGAAUGAGAAAGGGACAGUGCUGCGCCCUGCGUGUUGUGAACCGUCAGAGAAGGAGGAACGUGAAGCUUUUAGUUUCCGUGGGCGCUGCCACGAGUGUUCCGGCCUAUUUGCAUGCUGCGGUAAAAAGACGUGUCACGGUGGUCGGACAAGAUUGCAAGAACACGGGAAUAAGUAUGUACAAUCAAGUAGUUGCGGUAUUUCAUAGGGAGUUUGGGUCACUUUUCAUGAUGAUAACUUGCUCCGAGCGCGAAGCAGAUAAUGCAAGGCACCUUCAUGCGGGGGCCCGCCACACUGGAUGAUUCUGAAGGUAAGUGUUCUCUUGCCGUCGGGAAAGGAAAACUUUACUAAAGUUUUCCUUUCCCGGAAGCAAGCGUUGGUUCCUGAUGCUGGUUCGUUCCGUUUGUGUACUUGCAUGACAACCUCAAUACCUCCAAGUCUUUGGUUUCUCUUUCUAGUUUCGGCCCACGAAGAAUAAACUAACUCUGACACAACUUGUUCACCAAACACAGAUUCAGUGCCAGAAGGAGCGACAGGCGGUCCGGAGAACGCCGUUGCGACACCCUCCUCCGUCGCGGUUGGUAGUGCCGACUCGACGAGCAAUGAAGCGUCUGGUGUGAAUGGAGUAUGUAGACGGAAAUUUGCCACAUCAUCCCGGUCUAAUACGAAGCGAUUGGUCAUGCCAAAGUUUGUUUCUCAUUGUCUUCGUGUCUAUUUCUUUGGGUCUUGGUCUCGCCUUGUCUUUCGUCUGGGUCUUUCGUGACAUCAACCUGUUUUGCAAAGUACACUAGAACCCGUUAGAGAUUGGAAAAUCGUUCAGUGAAACAGCGUUAGAAAAAACGGCCGUGCUCUGCUCUGUCUUGUGUGUCUCGUGAAGAGCACUGUCAAGAAAGGAGUGACUAGACGUCACUGCGGAUUCUGAUGCAAUAUGAAUAUCGUAUGCUGGGCUUUGUUCACAGCCGGGGACCACAAUGAUUUUUGUCAGCACUAUACUUUCCAUCCGAGGAACUUGCCGAGGGCAGCAUGGAGGCCUUCUUUCUCGGAACCGCAAAGCAGAUCGAAGAGGCCGAGGCCGCGGAACGUGCCGCGAGCGACGCGGCGGCCGCGGCGCAAAAAAACAGUGCCGAACAGAUGCUGGAGGGCUCCGUGUUGAACGACGUGAUGGACGUGCACGACGUGGCGUUGAAGGUGCAGACAGCGUUUUACACCGGCUUGGCCUACCUGGUGAUCUACGUGAAGAAGAGCGUCGAAUUCCUGCUGCACGCGGUGGUCUUCCUCCUCAACCCGCAGACGGUGUUUCAGCCGAUCGUGCAGGUGUGGGUUUACCUGGGGAAGCAGAUUAUCGGCGCGAGCCCCAUCGGGCACCUGGCGUUCGCAGUGGCGAUCGCCGCGCUGUGCUUCAGUUGCUUCCAGGGCACACUCGCCUGCGAGUCGAUGAGCGCGCGACACCGCAUGUGGCGACCGAUCUACCUGCGGCCGUCCCGCCAAGACGCGAUCGACCAAAUGAAGAAGCAUGUCCAGCACCGCGACGCUGAGGAAGGCACUCACAGCGAAAAAAUGAAGGAGCUGGAGCAAGACCGCGCAACCAACUACCGAGACCUUCACGCUGACAGAUUUCCAGUCGGGACAUUUCACGCAUCAGGUGCUCUGCACUUAUCGAGUGCAGAUAUGUCUGGGUCUGGACGAGGCUUGCUACAUUUGUCAUGCAUGUCUGACAUGACUCGAGAAUCUGUGAUGGAUGAGCACUAAGAAAGGUCCUCUUACCUGUCAUGCAGAAACGCAGUUUGCCAUGCGGAAUACGAGCCAUAUAGUAGCUCAAAAAUUUGCAGUCGAUAGCUUCAAAAUCUUUCCAGACCCAGACAUAUUUGCAGUCGAUAGCACACCGAGGAACGCCAAGCGCUCGUCUUCCAAGUCGAGCCUCUGUUUCUAUCGUAUCGAAAAUCUCCCCCACGACCCCAGAAUGUGGAAGUGUUUGCAUUGGAAAGCUCCCGAUGGAAAUAUUUGCCACUCUGCGUGUAUCAGCAUUGCAAAUUUUCAAAAAAGCCUGUAUAGCGCAGCGCCACAGUAGAAGCGAUGCCUGUCAUGUUGAAACUUCUUUAGCUGGCUUGGAUUCUGAAACAAAAUGCGUCGCCUUCUUGCAAUGCAAAAUUUUUCCGUAUGGAAAGUUGGCAACGCAGGCUGUUCAGUCUUCUGGUCGUGGGGCACUUUUCACUGUAAUACUUUCGUCCGUGGAAACCGGCACCGUCGACCGCACCCGCCGACCGCGUUGCGUCUUCGACGGAGGCAGAGGCGGACCGCCUCUCUUCCCAGGGAUGAAAUCUGUUCGGAGUAGGGCGACACGAUACUGGAAGCGGAAGAAUCAAUAGCGACAGCAGCGAGAAGAGAAGUGGCAUUUUCCUUCCCUUGAAAAUAGAUGUACAAAAAAUUUCUCGAAAAAUUACGUAACUAGGGGAGAAUUUUACUCUUCUACCAGUCGCAUGCAGACAGCCACUAAUGGUCGUGGAAAACCUAAAUAGAACACUGCCUAUUGUAGUUUGACUUUACCUCGCUGGGCUGAUGGCCACAGCGUAUGAGUGUGCGUCUGUACGAAAGUGAUAUAUUCUGCCUAAAAAAAAAAUGAAAUUGAUGACGCGGGUGGUUCACACUACUGCCUGCUCUCUUGUACUUAUGUGUAUCAAGCCUCUAAGAACGACCCUGUCUCAGAAACAGAAUUCCUGUACUUCAAUAUGCUGAAAAAGUCGGGCUCGGGUUUCCACGGAAUAUUGAAUAAACUGAUGGUUUUGUAAAAAAAGAGAUUGACGAUACCAGCCCACCGUGGCCAAGGAACGCAGUUGAUGAUGUGAAAUGAGACAGAGAUGAGCUUCUCUCUGUCGACAGUACUGCCUAGGCUGGUACAGCUAUGAUCCACGCUCGCAUGCCAGGUCUCUUAAUACGUUCGUUCGGUUCGAUCGAGCAUUCUCAGCCCCAGCCUGCAUUUAGGCAGUGAAUUACUGGUAUCUAUUAGAACUGGCAAAUCCAUGUAGUCAAAAAGUGUCUGCAAUCUUCGUGACCGGGUCGUUUUUCUCAACUUGGAGAUCAGCACCGUGCAAAUUGUGUGUCCGACUACAAGUACCCGGGAACUAGUGUCGUGGCAAGCUACCGACUAGUAAUUUAG